AUGCACAGCACAAUUCUUACAGGCCUCGCCCUCCUGACCGCGGUUUUCGCUCGUCCACAAGGUGACUGGUCCUCCUCGUCGGCGGAAGUACCUGCACAUGGAGACGACAGUGAUACCUAUGAUCGGCACUAUGGUCAAGGCAUGAACAACAAGUGCCUGAACGACGACGAUGUGCAGACUCUUGUCGAUGGCUACACGUACCUGCUGGAAUACCCAGGUGGUCCGGAUUUCAACAAGACUGCCGACUCCAUCCUUUCGGACAAGUUCGUCGUCUGGUCUGACUCGAUCAACACCUUGGGCAAUCGACCUCUCGGAACUCCCGCUUUCCCCUCGCUACAAGCCUUCAUUGCUAGUCAAUCCGUGACUCCGCCUCUACCGGACGUCCAAACCCUCUCAACCUUUCACAACUGUGACCAGAUCUCCUGGCGCUGGAAUGCCACCGGCAUCCAGAACCCGCAAGUGAAGGUCAACAACCCAAUGCCGGUGCUCGGACUCAUCACCUUCAGCGUCGACGUUGAGCAGAAGAAGAUUGACACAGUCUACUCCGAGUUUAACACUGCAGCCUUUGAACACGACCUUGGCAACCCAGAGUGCCAGCAGCACUGA
This is a messenger RNA of Cladophialophora yegresii CBS 114405, 606 nucleotides long. RefSeq lists its product as uncharacterized. The record is from RefSeq and is a predicted model, not a curated record. Lineage: Eukaryota; Fungi; Ascomycota; Eurotiomycetes; Chaetothyriales; Herpotrichiellaceae. The transcript is spliced from 2 exons. The coding region runs from base 1 to 606 and encodes 201 amino acids.